AUGAAUGAUGAAGAAUAUCAUCGCGCUAGAUUACUCGACGACCAUAGUUCAAGUGAUAACGAGGAAGUGUCUUUUCAUUCUACAUUAGGACUCGAGAAUACAGCACUCACCCAUUCGGAUCAUGAAAACGAUGAACAACGAGCCAGACAAGCUUUGCUCGAAGAGAGCGAAGAUAGUGAUGAUCAUCAACAACAAGAUGACGAUGUUUUUCGCCCAUCGAUUCGUCUAAAGCGUAUUUCACAAGAAGAUGCUCACCUAUACAUGCCAUUAGCAUGGAGAAACGAUACUCGAAAGAGACAAUCGGAUAUAUCAGAAAAUAGUCACAAUGAUACCAAUACAUCUGCGGAUAUCUCUCGAUCUACAAGUAAGAAUCAUGGUGAAAACUCAAAGAAAAGAAAGGCGCGCAUAUCUGAUAAUGAUACAAUGGCUUCGUCAUCAAAGACACGUAAAACGGAUGAAACAUCAGCAAGUUCUUCAACGUCGGAUGACGACGAAGAAGAUUAUAAUAUUAAAUUUCGAACACGAAGAAAGUCCGUUUCGAACAAGACUAACAAAACAUCGAAUGAGUCUAACAGACCAAGGCGAAAUUCAACGAGAAACAAAGAUGUUAUCAUCAACUACAAUUUAUCAUCUGACAACGAUCAAAUGCAGUCAGAUAAUUCCGUCGAAUCUCAUGAAAAUUCGAAUCCGAUGGAAUUAGAAGAUAAGACGGCCGAAAACGAUCGACAAGAACCUGCCAUACCAUCAUCUUCGAAGAAAGCAGUGAAAACAAAAGAUAAUGCCACAAAAGAUCCGUCCGAUGAUGUAAACGAGCCUCCGCCUUUAUCAUCUGAAUCCGAAUCCGAGCCUGUUCAUGAACAAUCUCCAGUCGAUGUUCCGUCCUAUGGCCAUUUACUUAACCGAUCCAAAUCAUUGUCCUCUUCAUCAGAAUCAACUGAUGAGAAUGAUACGACAAAGAAACCUUCAACUGCGUCAAAAUCUUCCAAACGUCUCUUACCGCUAUCAUCCACUUCAGAUAUAUCACCAGUUAAGAAGAAGACCAAAUAUGUUGUCAAACAUCGUGCUAAUUUAUCCAUAUCAACAAGUGAUUCUGACUCGACUUCGAGUGCGCACGAAAAUGCAGCUUCAGUUACACGUCGACUUCGUAUCGAGCGCUCCUCGUCGGAAGAGUCCGUUAUUAGUGAUAAAGUCUUGGGGGAAUCUUCUAGCGAACGACGAAAACAAGCAAGUGUUUCCAAGAAACAAGUUAAACGUAAACGAGACAAGAAGCGAAGUUCAAACUCGUCGGCAGUGUCCGAUGAUACUGGCACUGACCGUUCGAAAUCAAAAUUAAAUGGAACUGAUGAUGACGAAGAGAAAUCACCUUCGAAACGAAAACACGGCCGAAAAAAUAUACGCAAGAUCAUGGAUGAUCAAGAAUUAGAUGCUCAAACGAAAAAUGCAAUCGAAGCGGAAAAGGAACGUCGAAAACGCAUUGCUGAAAAACAAAAGGAGUACAAUGAAAGUUUACUAGAGCAAUCAUCAUUUCAUUCCAAUAACGAAAUGGACUCAAACAACGAUCGGUUAAUUCUCGAAAGAGACAAAACCACAAACGAACCAUUGAUCGAAGUUGCACCUGCGCUAGUCGAACAGCUCAAGCCGCAUCAGUGUGAAGGUGUACAGUUUUUAUGGAACAACGUUUUCGAAUCAAUUGAAGCGAUUCAAAAGAAGAAACAUCAGGGAAAUGGAUGUAUUUUAGCACAUUGUAUGGGCUUGGGUAAAACUCUACAGAUUAUCAGUUUUCUGCAUACGGUUUUUAAUUAUGAUCGAAUAACAAAUGUGAAAACGUGUCUUGUUCUUUGUCCAAUCAAUGCUGCUCUCAAUUGGUCAAAUGAAUUCGAUCAUUGGUUAAAAAAUAUCGAUCCACCUAUUGACCAUUAUCAGCUAGCAACAAUCAAAGCCAAUUUGCGUAUUUGUCAUUUGAAUUAUUGGUUUGAAAACGGUGGCGUGAUGAUCAUGGGCUAUGAAAUGUACCGCCGAUUGGCCAAUGGUUUCGGUAUCAAAAAUAAAAAAUCAAAAACAGAUGCGCUCAAAUGUCUUGUCGAUCCCGGUCCAGACAUCGUCGUUGCUGAUGAAGGACAUAUUCUGAAAAAUGCUCAAACAGCCCUCGCGAAAAGUUUGUCGAAAAUUAAAACGCGUCGUCGAAUCGUUUUAACCGGUACACCAUUGCAAAACAAUUUGAUCGAAUAUUACUGUAUGGUGUCUUUUAUCAAACCUAAUCUUCUUGGUAGUCAAUCCGAAUAUAUCAAUCGGUUCGUCAAUCCCAUUCAAAAUGGUCAACAUCGCGAUUCGAAUGAUGAGGACGUACGUUUAAUGAAACGACGUGCAUGUGUCUUACAUGGAUUACUAACCGGCUUCGUCGAUCGAAAAGAUUAUUCUUUAUUAAAAGAAUAUCUUCCACCGAAAUUCGAAUACAUUAUUAACAUUCGAUUAAGUGAUUUACAGUCUGAACUAUACGAAAUUUAUCUGAAGAAACAUGUUAAUCAAGAACAACGCUCAACCGUUUCGAAGAAAGAUUUCAAGUCUGCACAAUUGUUUGCUGAUUAUCAAUUUUUACAGAAGAUUUGGACUCAUCCAUUUUUACUUUAUCCGCAUUUUAUUGAUCGCUGGAAAAAACGCAUGAAUGCUGCUGAUGAUGACGACGACAGUUUUGUUGACGAUAACGAUUUAGAAGUUAUGUUCGGCGAUGAAGAAGAUUCAGAUAAAAGAAAACAACAAAAAUCCGAGAAAAACCCAAAUCAGUCCGAAUCACACAAAAGUUACAGUGGUUUUCUGAUCGAUAAUAUCGAUGAUGAAAUUAAACCAAUAACAUCCGACAUAGACAAGCCUCCACUUUCAAAUUCAUCUGCCACGACAACGAUUAAUUCGACUUCUGUUGAUAGCAGUGAUGAAACUCCGGCAAAGGAAGGCAAUACGAAUUCAACUUCUGACACUAGCGAAUCCGAUAUCGAGAUCGUUCGAUCGUAUCCGACUCGUAGUCGAGCAACGACUACGGACGAACAGAAGAACCGAUCGACGAGAGCAGGCGAUUUGAAUGUAUGCGAUACAGAAAAUGGUCAAGUUCAAGUUGAAGAGUCAAGUCCAAUUGCCGAUGCGCCGUGGAUCGAUGAAAUGCGCGAACAGUUCUGGUUUUCCAUUCUGGAUGGUAUACCUGAAGAGCAUCGAUUUGAUCUUGAAUUAAGCGGAAAAUUUCUCAUCUUGAAAUUUAUUCUCGAUAAAUGCUUCGAAAUUGGCGAUAAAGUUCUUCUCUUCUCUCGAAGCAUCUACACGUUGAAUCACAUCGAAAAAUUUCUCAAACAUUUACAAGUCGAAAACGAGAAAGAAUACCAAAAACAAUGUGAUUCUCGACGACAACUGCACGAACUUCUUGCGUCCAGUGAAACCCACGAAACUAUUUCGAAUGAACCAAUUCCACCACCCGUCGAAUGGAUCCGUGAUCAAGAUUAUUUCCGUAUGGAUGGACAAACCGAAGUCACAUCACGAAAACGUUACGCCAAAGCAUUUAAUGAUGCACAAAACUCACGCGGACGAUUAUUCCUUAUCUCAACAUUAGCCGGCGGGAUCGGAAUUAACUUAACUGGUAGUAACCGAGUGAUUGUUUUUGACGCUAGUUGGAAUCCAAGUCAUGAUACUCAGGCUAUUUUUCGUUCAUAUCGUUUUGGUCAAAAGAAACCGGUGUAUAUCUAUCGAUUUCUCGCACAAGGUACAAUGGAAGAAAAGAUCUACCAACGCCAAGUUGUUAAGCAAUCGAUCUCCCAACGCGUGGUAGAUGACCAUCAAUUGGAUCGUCACUUUACUCAAAAUGAUAUUAAAGAAUUGUAUAAAUUCAAACGAGAAAUGUUACCCGAACCUCGCUCUGCAACGACAGUUUUAACUGAACUAGAAAAUGAAGUGAAUUAUCCCGUACCGAAAGAUCAUCUUCUGCUUGAUCUAUUAUGUGAACACAAUCAGUGGAUACAUUCUUAUCAUUCACACGAUUCACUAUUAGAGAACAAAAUUCAUGAAGGUCUUACCGAAGAAGAACGACUUAGAGCUGUGGAAGAAUAUGAAAAUCUGAAACGUUUGCCCGACCAACGUCAAUUGUAUCUUGAACGUAUUCAAAAUCAACAACGAUUGAACGCUAUGAUUACGCAACAACUUCAACAACAGCAGCAAAUGGCAACUCAAUCGAGAUUCACUAAUACAAACGUUGCUCAACUAGUCAAUGAAUUUCAGCAGACAUUUCGUUCACUAAACGGAGCACCGAUAAAUUAUAAUCAUCUAUUGCAAUUGGUAAAUCAAAGAGUAGCAAACACGGGAACAGCAACAGCCAUCAAUGAUCGAACCAAUAAUGUCGUCAAAACAGCAACUAAACGUGUACAGAAACCUCUGACGCGUGCAGUUCCAAUUCUACCUCGACCAAUAACAGCUGACACAUCAGGUCAAAAUGCGAAUUCGCUGAUUGUUGUCGACAGUGAUGGUGAUUCAGAUAAUAAUCGGACAAAUCCACCAUCGAACUGA
Molecule: messenger RNA, 4539 nt
Organism: Adineta ricciae
Lineage: Eukaryota; Metazoa; Rotifera; Eurotatoria; Adinetida; Adinetidae
Source: the annotation of a GenBank genome assembly